CAUGGCCGCAGCUCCACCACUGAUGGAUGUGGAACAGGAAGCCACAUGCUCCAUCUGCCUGCAGUGGCUGGCAGACCCAGUGACCUUGGACUGUGGCCACAACUUCUGUCAGGCCUGCAUCACCUACUACUCUAAAAUAUGGGGAGAACUGGGAGAUUUGGAGUGCCCUGUUUGUAAAGCCAAAAUCAAGAAGGGGAAUUUCCGGCCAAACUGGCAGCUGGCAAACAUAGUCAAAAAAAUUAAGAGUCUGUCACUAAGUCCUGGAAAAGAGGCCCUCUGCAUAAGGCACAAGGAAAAACUAACCCGAUUUUGCAAAGAGGAUGAAAAAUUGCUCUGUUCAGUUUGUGAGAAAUGCUUAGAGCAUAAAACACAUACUAUGCUUCCUUUAGCAGAGGCUGCUCAAGAAUACAAGAAACAGAUCUUUAGCUUCCUGGAGACUCUGAGGAAAGAGAGAGAAGAGAUGCCAGCAGACCCACGGAAACAAAGCCAAGAGCUCCUUGAACGGACAACAGCAGGGAGGGUGAAGAUGGUGGCUGCGUUCCAGCAACUACACCAGUUUCUGGAAGACCAGGAGAAACCUCUGCUGGCCCAGAUGAAGGAGGUGGAAGAGGAGAUUGAAAGGGGAAAAAAGGAAGUCUCCUCUUUUGAUACUGUUAUCCAGGAGAUGGAGGAGAAGUGUCGGCAGCCAGCAACUGAACUCCUGAAGGAUAUUAAGAGUGCCAUGCAGAGGUACAAGGAGAAAGUGAAAUCUGAGAAACCUGUACCUUUUCCUUGGAAGCUGAAGUUGAGGAUCUUGGACUUCCGGGAUUUAAACCUCUUUCUGGAGGAUGUCAUGGAGCACUUCAGAGACUCUCUGGUAUCUGGACUUCAGCUGCGAAAGUAAAUGUAACUUUGGAUCCAGGCACAGCCCAUCCCAGGCUCAUCCUGAGGAUCAUUAAAGUGUGAGAAGUGAAGAUCACCAUCAAGAUCUGCCCGAUAAUGCUGAGAGAUUUGACAGACAUCCCUAUGUGCUUGGGCAUGCGGGGUUCACAGCAGACUUGUGGGGGUUGCCAGAAAGUCUGUGAAGAGGAGGGUAUGUUCAUUUCUGGUCCUGAGGAAGGGAUCUGGGAGAUGGAGAGGUGGGGAGAUACAGAGUCUCCAUGCCCCCUGUUAACCCUCAUCUGUCCCUGAGUGAGGAGCCCAAGAAGAUCAGAGUGACUCUGAACUGUGAAGGGGGCCGGGGGGGCCUUUUACGAUGCUGACACAGCAGCCCUGCUCUACACAUUCCCAGCAGCCUCAUUCUCAGAAGAGACUCUUCAACCCUUGUUUUAUGUGUACACUAAAACCCACCUGACACUCCUUGCCUAAGGGUGAAGCCAAAUUGCAUAAAUUCACGGCUGUUGUGACAUAUGUAGAAAGCUGUAAGGCAGAUUUGACUUAAUCAGAUGGGGCCACGGUUGAGCAGUCUUCUUACAGGCUUUUCCAGGCGGCUCAUUAUGUACUGCUUCUUUGUAAAACUCUUGGAGUGUUGAACCUGUCUGAUUCCUCCGGUGACCAACAGCUAAAAAGUGGCUAGCAUCUAAAACCAGAGAAGAGAAAAAGAAGAGGGGAACCCCAAUAUGUUAGAAAAAUAUUUUAUUUAUAAUCCAAGCCCAAUGCGUUUCAGCCUGUGUGUAUUUAGGCCUUUGUCAGGGGCUGUAAAUAAAAUAGCAGGGACAUAUUAUUUUGAUAAACGUAUAAAAUGAAAUCAUACAUGGCUUACAGGAUCUCUGGAGUGGAUUAAUUUUUAUGCUGCUAUUAACUGGAAGGGUUUUUUUUAGAUUAUUCAUUG
Molecule: messenger RNA, 1810 nt
Organism: Rhineura floridana
Lineage: Eukaryota; Metazoa; Chordata; Lepidosauria; Squamata; Rhineuridae
Product: tripartite motif-containing protein 10-like
Exons: 7
Coding region: 2-883 (293 amino acids)
Molecular function (GO): zinc ion binding
Source: RefSeq, a predicted model, not a curated record